Molecule: messenger RNA, 12908 nt
Organism: Octodon degus (degu)
Lineage: Eukaryota; Metazoa; Chordata; Mammalia; Rodentia; Octodontidae
Gene: Dync2h1
Product: dynein cytoplasmic 2 heavy chain 1
Exons: 87
Coding region: 174-12485 (4103 amino acids)
Biological process (GO): microtubule-based movement
Cellular component (GO): dynein complex
Molecular function (GO): dynein light intermediate chain binding; ATP hydrolysis activity; minus-end-directed microtubule motor activity
Source: RefSeq, a predicted model, not a curated record
CGGCGCUCUGUUGCCAUGGCGACUGCCCUCGGCGACAGCGAAGCUGGGAGACCCUGCGGGCCUGCUGGGAGUUUGAGCCGAGCGGCGCUGGCUUAGUUCCGCUGCCUUCGCAUUGUAGCCCUGUUCUUUUCCAGGCUUCCCAUCCGCCCUUCCCGCUCCCUCUCGUCAGCGCCAUGGCGGGCAGGGCUGGAGACGUUCGCAAGCUUUUCCUCUUCACGACCACCCAGAACUACUUCGGGCUGACGGCGGACGCCUGGGACCAGCCGCUGCUCUACAACUGCGUGGAGAUCAACAACUUCCUGGACGACGGGAACCAGAUGCUGCUACGCGUGCAGCGGUCCGACGCCGGCCUGCACUUCGCCAACGCGAUUGAGUUUGGUGAUACAAAAGAUAAAGUGCUGGUGUUUUUCAAGUUGCGACCUGAAGUCAUUACUGACGUGAAUCUACAUAAUAACAUUCUCGUUUCAUCAAUGUUAGAGUCACCUAUUAAUUCCCUUUACCAAGCAGUACGGCACGUGUUUGCACCAAUGUUGUUAAAGGAUCAGGAAUGGAGUAGAAACUUUGAUCCCAAACUUCAGAAUCUUCUGAGUGAGCUAGAAGCUGGGUUGGGUGUGGUUCUACGAAGAUCAGAUGCUAAUUUAUCAAAAUUGAAGCUUAAGGAAGAUGAUACUAGAGGUAUUCUUACGCCAAAUGAUGAGUUCCAGUUUUGGAUAGAACAAGGUCAUCGUGGAAAUAAACAGAAUAAUAAAGAAAGAGCCAAUUACUUUAAAGAAUUAUUUGAAACAAUUGCAAGAGAGUUCUAUAACUUGGAUAGCCUGUCCUUAGCGGAAGUGGUGGACUUGGUGGAGGCCACUCGGGACGUGGUGGAUGAUGUGUGGAGACAGACAGAACAUGAUCCCUAUCCGGAGUCCCGGAUGCUACACCUGCUCGAUGUCAUAGGUGAGAAAUACUAUUCACUAGCAACCUGGUUGAGAAAGCAGUUAUGGGUCUUGGCUGUUAGGACAAUUCAUGAGAAACUUCUCUGUUUUUUGCCUGCCAAUGAAGAGAAAAUCAUGUGCCUGUCUCGGGUGUUUGAACCUUUCACUGGCCUGAAUCCCGCGCAAUACAAUCCAUAUACUGAGCCUUUAUGGAAAGCUGCAGUGUCUCAGUAUGAAAAAAUUAUUGCACCUGCCGAACAAAAGAUAGCAGGAAAGUUGAAAAAUUAUAUCUCAGAAAUUCAAGACAGUCCACAACAGCUUCUUCAGGCAUUUCUGAAAUACAAAGAAUUGGUGAAGCGUCCAACUAUAAGCAGAGAAUUGAUGUUGGAAAGAGAGACUUUACUGGCAAGACUUGUGGACUCAGUUAAAGAUUUUCGAUUAGAUUUUGAGAAUCGAUGCCGAGGGAUUCCUGGUGACGCAUCUGGUCCACUUGCUGGCAAAAAUCUAUCAGAAGUUGUCAAUAAUAUUGUUUGGGUUCGUCAGUUGGAAUUGAAGGUCGGUGACGCCAUCAAGACCGCAGAGGCUCUUCUGUCUGACCUGGCCGGGUUUCGAUCUUUCCAUCGAGGUGCGGAAGAUCUCUUAGACCAGUUUAAACUCUAUGAACAAGAACAGUUUGAUGAUUGGUCCAGGGACAUUCAGUCAGGGUUGUCUGAUUCCAGAUCAGGUUUGUGUAUUGAGGCCAACAGGCGCAUCAUGGAGCUGGAUCCUAACGAUGGGUCGCUGAAGGUGCACUAUUCAGAUCGCUUGGUGGUUCUUCUGAGAGAAGUGCGUCAGCUCUCGGCCCUGGGCUUUGUUAUUCCUGCUAAGGUACAGCAGGUCGCCAACAUUGCGCAGAAAUUCUGCAAGCAAGCAAUUAUUCUUAAACAAGUGGCGCAUUUUUACAAUUCUAUUGACCAACAAAUGAUCCAGAGUCAAAGGCCCAUGAUGUUACAGUCUGCCUUAGCAUUUGAACAGAUAAUUAAGAAUUCAAAAGCAGGAAGUGGAGGAAAAUCACAGAUUACUUGGGAUAAUCCUAAAGAACUAGAAGGUUAUAUCCAAAAACUCCAAAACGCUGCUGAACGACUUGCCACGGAAAACAGAAAGCUGCGGAAAUGGCACACUACAUUUUGUGAAAAGGUGGUCAUCCUUAUGAAUAUUGAUCUGCUUCGGCAACAACAGCGUUGGAAAGAUGGAUUACAGGAGUUGAGAACUGGUUUAGCAAGUGUAGAAGCACAGGGCUUCCAAGCCAGCGACAUGCGCGCCUGGAAGCAGCACUGGAACCACCAGCUCUACAAAGCGCUCGAGCAUCAGUAUCAGAUGGGCUUGGAGGCGCUCAAUGAGGAUCUGCCGGAAAUACAUGUUGACUUAAUUUACAAGCAAGGCCGGUUACAAUUCAGACCCCCUUUUGAAGAAAUUCGGGCAAAGUAUUACAGAGAAAUGAAGAGGUUCAUCAGCAUUCCCAGUCAGUUUAGAGGAGUAGGUGAUGUAGGGGAUGAGUCUAUUUUUUCUAUAAUGAUCGAUAGAAAUGCAAGUGGAUUUCUGACUAUUUACAGCAAAGCAGAAGAUUUGUUUAGAAGACUGUCAGCUGUUUUACAUCAACAUAAGGAAUGGAUUAUGAUUGGGCAAGUGGAUAUGGAAGCUCUUGUGGAAAAGCAUCUGUUUACUGUGCAUGACUGGGAGAAAAAUUUUAAAGCAUUGAAAAUAAAAGGGAAAGAAGCAGAGCGACUUCCGAGUACUGUUAUGGUGGAUUGCUUGAAAAUUAAUUGCAACCCUGUGAAGGCUGUGAUUGAUGACCUCAUACAGAAGUUAUUUGAUAUGCUUGUCCUUUCUUUGAAGAAGUCCAUCCAAGCUCACUUACAUGAAAUCGACACAUUUGUUACUGAGGCUAUGGAAGUCUUAACAGUUAUACCCCAGUCCGUGGAAGAAAUAGGUGAUGCAAAUUUCCGGUAUGGUAAGCUACAAGAGCGGAAGCCAGAGAUUUUGCCUUUAUUUCAAGAAGCUGAAGAUAAAAACAGACUUCUGCGAACUGUGGCAGGUGGAGGGUUAGAAACAAUUAGUAAUCUGAAAGCCAAGUGGGAUAAAUUUGAGUUAAUGAUGGAAAGUCACCAACUUAUGAUUAAAGACCAGAUUGAAGUGAUGAAAGGAAAUGUGAAAUCCCGUCUUCAGAUGUAUUAUCAAGAACUGGAAAAAUUUAAAGCUCGUUGGGACCAACUGAAACCUGGUGAUGAUAUUAUUGAAACAAGCCAGCAUAAUUCUCUUGAAAAAAAUGCAAAGUUAAUAAAAGAGAAAAAAAUUGAGUUUGAUGAUCUUGAAGUCAUAAGGAAAAAGCUUGUUGAUGAUUGCCAUCAUUUUGGACUAGAAGAGCCGGACUUCUCUCCAGCGCGUACCAUCUCUGAGGACAUUGAGAGCUGUGCACAGAUCUGGGCGCUUUAUGAAGAGUUUCAACAAGGCUUUCAGGAAAUGGCCAAUGAAGACUGGAUCACGUUUCGGACUAAGACUUACCUAUUUGAAGAAUUUUUGAUGACUUGGCAUGAAAAGUUAAGGAAGAUUGAAGAACAUUCAGUUAUGACAGUGAAAUUACAAUCAGAAGUUGACAAAUAUAAACUUGUAACGCCUGUCUUGAAAUAUGUGAGAGGGGAGCAUCUCUCUCCGGAUCACUGGCUCGACCUUUUUCGUCUGCUUGGACUUCCUAGAGGGACUAGUCUAGAGAAGUUACUGUUCGGUGACUUGCUCCAAGUAGCAGAUACAAUUGUAGUCAAAGCUUCUGACCUUAAAGAUUUAAACAGUCGGGCCCAAGGUGAAGUUACAAUCAGAGAAGCUUUACGUGAGCUUGAUCUUUGGGGCGUCGGAGCGGUGUUUAUGUUGAUUGAUUAUGAAGACAGCCAAGGCCGAACUAUCAAGCUGAUUAAGGACUGGAAAGACAUAGUAAAUCAGGUCGGAGACAACAGAUGCCUUCUUCAGUCCUUAAAGGAUUCUCCAUAUUAUAAAGGAUUUGAAGACAAAGUGUCAAUUUGGGAAAGAAAACUUGCAGAGUUAGAUGAGUACUUGCAAAAUUUAAAUCAUAUUCAGAGAAAGUGGGUGUAUUUGGAGCCCAUUUUUGGCCGUGGAGCAUUGCCAAAAGAACAGACCCGUUUCAACAGAGUUGAUGAAGAUUUCAGAUCAAUAAUGACAGACAUCAAGAAAGACAACAGAGUUACGACAUUAACUACUCAUGCAGGAAUCAGAAACGCUCUGCUGACAAUACUUGAUCAGCUUCAGAGGUGUCAGAAAUCACUCAAUGAAUUUUUGGAGGAAAAACGUUCAGCAUUCCCAAGAUUUUAUUUUAUUGGCGAUGAUGACUUACUAGAAAUCCUGGGCCAGUCCACCAACCCGUCUGUGAUUCAGUCUCACCUGAAGAAGCUGUUUGCUGGUAUUAACAGCGUGUGCUUUGAUGAGGAGUUAAAACACAUAACUGCGAUGAAAUCUUUAGAGGGAGAAGUUGUACCUUUAAAAAGUAAAGUUCUUCUAUCAAAUAAUGUAGAGGGGUGGUUGAAUGAUUUGGCCUUGGAAAUGAAGCAGACUUUGAAAGAGUUGUUAAAGGAAUGUGUUUCUGCAGGGCAUAGCUCACGAGGUGCAGUCGACCCAUCUCUGUUUCCUUCCCAGAUCCUAUGCUUGGCAGAGCAGAUUAAGUUCACUGAAGAUGUAGAAAAUGCUAUCAGAGACCACAGUCUUCACCAGAUUGAAACACAAUUGGUGAAUAAAUUGGAACACUACACCAGCGUUGAUACAAGCUCUGAGGACCCAGGGAGUACUGAAGCCGGUGUGCUGGAGCUUAAACUUAAAGCACUGAUUCUUGAUAUUAUUCAUAAUAUUGAUGUGGUGAAGCAGUUAAACCAUGCUCAAGUUCAUACAAUUGAUGACUGGGCUUGGAAAAAACAAGUUAGAUUCUACAUGAAAAGCGAUCACACGUGUCGUGUUCAGAUGGUGGACUCUGAGCUCCAGUACACCUACGAGUAUCAGGGCAACGCUCCCAGGCUGGUCUACACGCCCCUGACGGACAAGUGCUACCUGACGCUCACGCAGGCCCUGAAGAUGGGGCUCGGUGGAAACCCCUACGGCCCCGCCGGGACUGGAAAGACCGAAUCAGUGAAGGCGUUAGGGGGGCUUCUUGGAAGACAAGUUUUAGUUUUUAACUGUGAUGAGGGCAUCGAUGUGAAGUCCAUGGGGCGCAUAUUUGUUGGCUUGGUGAAGUGCGGGGCCUGGGGUUGUUUCGAUGAAUUCAACAGGCUGGAAGAGUCUGUGCUGUCUGCAGUGUCGACGCAGAUCCAGGCGAUCCAGGACGCGCUGAGGAAUCACAGGGCUGCGUGUGAGCUGCUGGGCAAGGAGGUAGAAUUGAGUUCUAAUUCUGGAAUUUUCAUCACCAUGAAUCCUGCUGGGAAAGGUUAUGGAGGAAGACAAAAACUGCCUGAUAAUCUGAAACAGCUCUUCAGGCCAGUAGCCAUGUCUCAUCCAGACAAUGAACUUAUUGCAGAAGUUAUUCUCUAUUCAGAAGGCUUUAAGGAUGCUAAAGUACUUGGCAGAAAAUUGGUAGCUAUUUUCAAUCUAUCUAGGGAACUUUUGACACCUCAACAGCAUUAUGAUUGGGGUUUGAGAGCUUUGAAGACAGUGCUGAGAGGAAGUGGAAAUCUUCUUAGGCAGUUAAAGAAAAGUGGUGCUGAACAGAAUGCUAAUGAAAGUCGGGUGGUGGUGCAAGCAUUGAGGCUUAAUACAAUGUCGAAGUUUACGUUUGCUGAUUGCACCCGAUUUGACGCGCUGAUUAAAGAUGUCUUUCCUGGAGUUGACUUUAAAGAAGUAGAAUACAGUGAACUGAGCACAGCACUAAAGCAAGUCUUUGAAGAGGCCAAUUAUGAAAUCAUACCCAAUCAGAUCAAGAAGGCUUUAGAACUGUACGAACAGUUACGCCAGAGGAUGGGAGUCGUUAUUGUUGGUCCAAGUGGUUCUGGCAAGUCAACUCUCUGGAGAAUGUUAAGGGCAGCGCUCUGUAAGAUUGGCCGAGUGGUGAAGCAGUACACCAUGAAUCCGAAAGCCAUGCCUCGGCAUCAGCUGCUUGGCCACAUUGAUGUGGAUACGCGGGAAUGGUCUGAUGGUGUUCUGACGAAUAGUGCUCGCCAAGUCGUUCGGGAGCCACAAGACGUCAGCUCGUGGAUCAUCUGCGAUGGCGACAUUGACCCCGAGUGGAUAGAAUCUCUCAAUUCUGUGCUCGAUGAUAACCGGCUCCUCACUAUGCCUAGUGGAGAGAGGAUUCAGUUCGGCCCAAAUGUUAACUUUGUAUUUGAAACUCACGACUUAAGUUGUGCCUCACCGGCCACAAUAUCUAGGAUGGGAAUGAUAUUUCUUAGUGAUGAAGACACAGAUGUUAAUUCUCUCAUAAAAUCUUGGUUGAGGAAUCAGCCUAUUAAUUAUAGAAGUAAUCUUGAAAACUGGAUUUCAGAUUAUUUUGAAAAGGCUUUACAAUGGGUUCUAAAACAGAAUGACUACGUGGUAGAAACAAGUUUGGUUGGGACUGUGAUGAAUGGAUUGUCCCAUCUGCAUGGAUGCAAAGAUCAUGACCAGUUUAUUAUUAAUCUCAUAAGGGGACUUGGCGGAAACCUGAAUAUGAAAUCACGUGUGGAACUCACCAAGGAGGUUUUCACCUGGGCACGCGAAUCCCCCCCAGACGCCCACAGACCCCUGAACACCUACUAUGACUCCACUCGAGGGCAGUUGGUGGCCUACGUGCUCAGGAAGCCAGAGAACCUGACUGCGGAUGAUUUCAGCAGCGGCCACAUGCUGCCAGUCAUUCAGACUCCCGAUAUGCAGCGAAGUCUCGAUUACUUCAAGCCCUGGUUGAACUCCGACACCCAGCAGCCGUUUAUUCUCAUAGGCCCGGAAGGAUGUGGCAAAGGGAUGCUGCUCAGGCGUGCUUUCUCUCAGCUCCGGUCCACCCAGAUCGCCACGCUGCACUGCAGUGCCCAGACAACCUCGCAGCAUCUGCUGCAGAAGCUGAGCCAGACCUGCAUGGUCAUCAGCACGAACGCGGGCCGAGUGUACAGACCCAAGGACUGUGAGCGACUUGUGCUGUACUUAAAGGACAUCAACCUCCCCAACCUUGACAAGUGGGGGACCAGCACCUUGGUAGCUUUCCUUCAGCAGGUAUUGACGUAUCAAGGAUUUUAUGACGAAAAUCUGGAAUGGGUUGGUCUAGAAAAUAUUCAGAUUGUCGCUUCUAUGUCAGCUGGGGGGAGACUGGGAAGGCACAAGCUGACUACCCGUUUUACCUCAAUUGUGCGGCUCUGUGCUGUAGAUUACCCAGAAAGAGAGCAAUUACAAACAAUUUAUGGAGCAUAUUUGGAAGCAGUUCUACAUAAAAAUCUGAAGAAUCAUUCUAUUUGGGGCUCUUCAUCAAAAAUUUAUAUCUUAGCAGGAUCUAUGGUACAGGUGUAUGAACAGGUGCGGGCCAAAUUUACAGUUGAUGAGUAUAGUCACUAUCUGUUUACUCCUUGCAUUCUUACACAGUGGGUUCUUGGCUUAUUCAGAUACGACUUGGAAGGAGGCUCCUCAAACCAUCCGUUAGAUUAUGUGCUAGAAAUUGUUGCGUAUGAAGCACGGCGCUUAUUUCGUGACAAAAUUGUUGGUGCCAAGGAGCUUCAUUUAUUUGACAGCAUCUUAGCGUCUGUGCUUCAAGGAGAUUGGGGCUCAGAUGUGACAGAGAAUAUGGCAGGCAGUUUCUACGUGACCUGGGGCGCUCGCCACCAUGCAGGCGCAAGGCCAGGCCCAGGGCAGCCGCUGCCUCCGCAUGGGAAGCCCCUCGGGAAGCUGAGCUCUGCGGAUCUCAAGGACGUUAUUAAAAAGAUUUUAUUUGACCUUUCAGUGUCAUAUUUUUCUGUAGGUGAAGUCCCUGGACUCUAUGCUCUGGAAGAAUUAGAGCCCUUGCUGCUGCCUCUUAAAGAUCAGGCAUCACAGGAUGGUUUUUUUGGACCAGUCUUCAAUUAUUUCACAUAUAGAAUUCAGCAAAACUUGCAUAUUGUCUUGAUAAUGGAUUCUGCAAAUCUGAACUUCAUAGUAAACUGUGAAAGUAACCCAGCUUUACAUAAGAAGUGCCAGGUGCUGUGGAUGGAGGGCUGGUCAGAUAGCAGCAUGAAGAAAAUACCUGAGAUGUUGUUUGCUGAAACAGAUAGUGAAGAGAAAUGUAGUGAUAAAAAGAAAAAAGAAGAAAAGAAAAAAAAUUCAGUUGAUCCUGACUUCCUAAAGUCAUUUUUAUUAAUCCACGAGUCUUGUAAAGCGCAUGGUGCAACCCCAAGCAGAUACAUGACCUUUUUACAGGUGUAUUCUGCCAUUAGCAGCAGCAAAAAAAAUGAAUUAUUAAAAAGACAAAGUCAUUUGCAGGCCGGGGUGUCCAAGCUGAAUGAAGCUAAAGCUCUGGUGGACGAGCUGAACCGGAGAGCCGGAGUGCAAAGUGUGCUCCUUAAAACCAAGCAGGACGAAGCGGACGCCGCCCUCCAGGAGAUCACAGUGUCCAUGCAGGAUGCUAGCGAGCAAAAGACAGAACUUGAGCGACUGAAGCAUAAAAUAGCAGAAGAAGUUGAUAAAAUUGAAGAAAGAAAAAAUAAAAUUGAUGAUGAAUUGAAGGAAGUCCAGCCUCUGGUUAAUGAAGCUAAACUCGCCGUUGGGAACAUCAAGCCGGAGUCUCUUUCAGAAAUUCGCUCGCUCCGGAUGCCACCGGAUGUAAUCCGAGACAUUCUGGAAGGAGUGUUAAGGCUGAUGGGCAUCUUUGAUACUUCUUGGGUGAGCAUGAAAAGUUUCCUGGCCAAAAGAGGUGUGAGAGAAGACAUUGCAACCUUUGAUGCACGGAACAUCCCCAAGGAAAUAAGGGAGAGUGUUGAAGAGCUGCUUUUUAAAAAUAAAGGCUCUUUUGAUCCAAAGAAUGCGAAGCGCGCCAGUACCGCAGCGGCGCCUCUGGCUGCCUGGGUGAAAGCCAACGUGCAGUAUUCCCACGUGUUGGAGCGGAUCCAGCCCCUGGAGACUGAGCAGGCGGGAUUGCAGGUGAAUUUGAAGAAAACUGAAGACAGAAAAAGGAAACUUGAAGAUCUUCUUAAUUCUGUUGGCCAAAAGGUUUCUGAACUUAAAGAGAAAUUUCAGAGCAGGACGUCAGAAGCUGCCAAGCUUGAAGCGGAAGUCAGCAAAGCACAGGAAACGAUCAGAGCCGCAGAAGUGCUGAUCAAUCAGCUGGACCGAGAACACAAGCGGUGGAAGGCGCAGGUUGCAGAGAUAACGGAGGAGUUAGCUACGCUUCCUAAACGAGCUCAACUCGCCGCUGCAUUCAUUACAUACCUUUCGGCUGCGCCUGAGAGCCUGAGGAAAGCCUGCUUGGAAGAGUGGACCACGUUGGCUGGUCUUGAGAAAUUUGAUCUGAGGAGAUUUCUUUGUACUGAAAGUGAGCAGCUGAUUUGGAAAAGUGAAGGCCUGCCGUCGGAUGACCUUUCCCUAGAAAAUGCUCUUGUUAUAUUGCAGAGUCGAGUGUGCCCAUUUCUUAUAGAUCCUUCUUCCCAAGCUACAGAAUGGCUGAAGACCCAUUUGAAAGACUCACAUUUGGAGGUUAUUAACCAGCAAGAUAGCAACUUUAUGACAGCUCUUGAGUUGGCAGUACGUUUUGGGAAGACUCUUAUUAUACAAGAGAUGGAUGGUGUAGAACCUGUACUGUACCCCUUGCUGAGAAGAGAUCUAGUUGCUCAAGGGCCACGUUAUGUGGUACAAAUAGGUGACAAAAUUAUUGACUACAAUGAAGAAUUCCGCCUUUUCUUAUCAACAAGAAACCCAAAUCCAUUUAUUCCACCAGACGCAGCUUCCAUUGUUACUGAGGUUAAUUUUACUACAACAAGAAGCGGAUUACGGGGCCAGCUUUUGGCUUUAACCAUUCAGCAUGAGAAACCUGAUUUAGAGGAACAGAAAACAAAACUAUUACAACAGGAAGAAGAUAAAAAAAUACAACUAGCCAAGCUAGAGGAAUCUCUUUUAGAGGCCCUUGCCACGUCUCAGGGCAAUAUUUUGGAGAAUAAGGAAUUGAUUGAAUCCCUGAAUCAGACUAAAGCAAGCAGUGCGCUUAUUCAAGACUCCCUUAAGGAAUCCAACAAGCUCCAGGUGUCCCUUGAUCAGGAGCGCGACGCCUACCUCCCUCUGGCAGAGAGUGCCAGCAAGAUGUUCUUCAUCAUCUCCGACCUGUCCAAGAUCAAUAACAUGUACCGUUUUAGCUUGGCUGCAUUUCUCCGGCUUUUCCAGCGAGCUCUGCAAAGCAAACAGGAUGCUGAAAGUACCGAACAGAGAAUCCAGUCUCUGAUCAGCUCACUAAAACACAUGGUAUAUGAGUAUAUAUGCCGUUGUUUAUUUAAGGCUGACCAGCUGAUGUUUGCUUUGCAUUUUGUUCGAGGCAUGCAUCCUGAAAUUUUUCAAGAAAAUGAAUGGGACACAUUUACAGGUGUGGUUGUUGGAGAUAUGCUGCGGAAAGCUGAUUCUCAACAGAGAAUACGCGAUCAAAUUCCAUCCUGGAUAGACCAGGAAAGAAGCUGGGCCGUGGCCACAUUAAAGCUUGCCCUCCCCGGUCUUUACCAGACCCUCUGCUUCGAAGAUGCAGCCCUGUGGCGCCCUUACUACCACAGCUCAGCGUGUGAGCAAGAGUUUCCAGCCAUUCUUGCGAAGAAAGUUUCCUUAUUUCAGCAGGUUCUUGUAGUCCAGGCUCUCAGACCGGACCGGCUGCAGAGUGCCAUGGCUCUGUUUGUAUGUAAAACCUUAGGGCUGAAAGAAUUAUCACCACUUCCUCUAAAUCUCAAACGUUUAUACAAAGAGACCCUGGAAAUUGAGCCCAUUUUGAUUAUUAUUUCCCCGGGCGCCGAUCCUUCUCAGGAACUUCAAGAGCUUGCUAAUGCGGAAAGAAGUGGAGCGUGUUACCACCAGGUUGCCAUGGGUCAAGGCCAAGCGGACCUAGCGAUCCAGAUGUUAAGGGAGUGCGCCAGCAGCGGAGACUGGCUCUGCUUGAAAAACUUACAUCUUGUGGUGUCCUGGCUGCCAGUUCUGGAAAAGGAAUUGAAUACCCUUCAACCUAAAGACACUUUUCGUCUUUGGCUCACUGCAGAAGUUCAUCCAAACUUUACCACCAUUUUACUGCAGUCAAGCUUGAAGAUAACAUAUGAGUCGCCUCCAGGUUUGAAGAAGAAUUUGAUGCGAACUUACGAGUCUUGGACUCCUGAGCAGAUUAGCAAAAAAGAUAACAUAUCACGGGCUCAUGCACUCUUCAGUUUUGCGUGGUUUCAUGCUGCAUGUCAAGAAAGAAGAAAUUAUAUUCCACAGGGCUGGACCAAGUUUUAUGAGUUUUCUUUGUCAGAUCUUCGGGCUGGGUACCACAUUAUUGAUAGGCUCUUCGAUGGUUCCAAAGAUAUACAAUGGGAAUUCGUACAUGGCUUACUUGAAAAUGCUAUUUAUGGAGGACGUAUAGAUAACUACUUUGAUCUUAGAGUUCUUCAGUCAUACUUGAAGCAGUUUUUUAAUUCUUCAGUAAUUGAUGCAUUAAACCAAAGGAACAAGAAAAACAUUUUUCCAUAUUCUGUGUCUCUACCCAAAUCCUGCAGCAUUUUGGUUAUUUCCAAGUUGAAAAUCUUGGGCAGAUCAGUAACAGCUGGUUCCAAGUUUGACAGAGAAAUUUGGUCUAAUGAACUUUCUCCUGUCCUCAGUCUCUGGAAGAAACUAAACCAGAAUUCAAAUCUGAUCCAUCAGAAAGUACUUCCUCCAAGUGACCGACAAGGAUCUCCAGUGUUGUCGUUCGUCAUGCUAGAACAGUUCAGUGCCAUUCGUUUAGUGCAGAGUGUCCACCAGUCUCUCGCUGCACUCAGCAAAGUCAUCAGGGGAGCCACCUUGCUGAGCUCAGAGGUGCACAAGCUGGCGAGCGCCUUGCUAAACCAGAAGUGUCCUCUCACGUGGCAGAACAAAUGGGAGGGCCCAGAAGACCCCUUACAGUACCUCCGUGGCCUGGUGGCUCGUGCCCUGGCUAUUCAGAACUGGGUAGAUAAAGCUGAAAAUCAGACCCUUCUGACUGACACACUUGACCUAUCAGAGCUCUUCCAUCCAGAUACGUUUCUUAAUGCUCUUCGCCUGGAAACUGCAAGGGCAAUGGGUCAUUCUGUGGAUAGCCUUAAAUUUGUCGCCUCGUGGAAAGGUAGACUUCAAGAGGCAAAGCUGCAAAUUAAGGUCAGUGGCUUAUUACUAGAAGGAUGCAGUUUUGAUGGUAACCGGCUUUCCGAAAAUCACGAUGACUCUCCUAGCGUGUCGUCGGUUCUCCCCUGUUUUAUGGGCUGGAUUCCACAGGGUGCAUAUGGCCCCUACUCCCCCGAAGAGUGCAUCUCUCUGCCAGUUUACACAAGUGCAGAAAGGGAGCGUGUGGUGACCAACAUUGACGUUCCAUGCGGCAGCGACCAAGACCAGUGGAUUCAGUGCGGAGCAGCCCUGUUUCUCAGAACUCAGUAGAGUCUGUGGGCACCAUAGUGUGUCCUAGCACAAUGCGAGAACUGCUUAGGCGUUGAAGAGGAUGUGCACCUGGCUACACUUCAGAUGCUUGUUCAGGAUGUUGGCACACUGCUCCUCUAGGUGGCUGACCACCUUGGGUUUCUGUGAUCUACAGUGUCCCAACAUCACCGUGCACCUUCCAAAGCAGUAACUCAGUGGAGUUAAUGGUAAGAUGGAGUAUGCUUUUAAUAACAUUCAAUAUUGCUGUGAGAAAGUUCGCUUUCCUGGUGGUUCAAAAUUUGUUUUAAGACACUUAAAAGAUGGUAGUUAAGGACUAUUUUAAUUGCUGUUUUUGCAUCAUAAUUAUUUAAUAUAUGAGGUUAAUCAUCUUAACCUCAAGGUUUUCCAUAGAUACAUACUCUGGAAACAUUAAAGAAUGUAUAU